Molecule: messenger RNA, 291 nt
Organism: Rotaria sordida
Lineage: Eukaryota; Metazoa; Rotifera; Eurotatoria; Philodinida; Philodinidae
Source: the annotation of a GenBank genome assembly
AUGUCUAAAUUAGCUUCAAUAUUAUUGAUUAUAUUAUUAUUAUUAUUAUUAAUAUUAAUAAAUAAUGUUAAUUGUUAUAGUUGUGAUUGUUCAUGUUGUACAGGUUCUGGUUGUUCAUUAGUUAAUCAGGGAACAAUAUCAGUAUCAACAUGUGCUUCAACAACAUGUACAGAUGCUUGUAAAUCAAAGUAUACAACAUGUGCAUCAGGAUCAUCAAGUGCUGUUUGUUCAGAUAUAAUUCAUUUUAUUGAAAUAUAUUAUUUAAAUAGUCGAAAUUUAAAUAAAGAAUAA